AUGGCUCGCGGCGAGGAUGUACAGAUAAACAGGGCGAGGCGUGCAUACAUGAAUGCCAGAGAGGAAGGGAACCAUCAGGAAGAGGCGAGGUGGGCAAAUGUAAUGGGAGAUAUUCUGAAAAAUAGAGGAGAAUAUGUGGAGGCACUCAGGUGGUUUCGAAUUGACUACGAUGUUUCGAACAAGUAUUUGCCUGAAAAACAGUUGCUCCCCACUUGUCAGUCUCUCGGUGAGGUUUAUCUUAGGUUGCAACACUACAAGGACGCCUUGAUUUAUCAGAAAAAACAUUUGGUACUUGCCAAGGAUGCCAAUGAUCUUGUUGAGCAGCAAAGAGCCGGCACACAACUUGGGCGUACCUACCAUGAAAUGUUUCUGAAAUCUGAUGAUGACCAUUACUCGAUUCGGAAUGCGAAAAAGUAUUUCAAGUCUGCCAUGAAGCUUGCUCAGACUCUAAAGGAAAACCCCCCUAAUAAUAAGUCUUCUUUUCUCAAAGAGUAUAUUGAUGCCCAUAAUAAUAUAGGAAUGCUUGAAUUCGACCUUGAUAACUUGGAUGAAGCAUUGAAAUUUCUCACUAAAGGUUUGGAGAUAUGUGAUGAAGAGGAAGUCAUUGAGGAUGAUGAUGCACGUAGUAGGCUUCAUCACAAUCUAGGAAAUGUUUAUAUGGAGCUGAGGAGGUGGGACAAAGCACAUGAACAUAUUGAAAACGACAUAAUGAUUUGUAAGAGAAUUGAGCACCUCCAAGGAGAGGCAAAAGGGUACAUAAAUCUUGGUGAGUUGCAUUAUAGGGUUCAAAGGUAUGAUGACGCAAUGCUUUGCUACCAGAAGGCAUUUGAUUUGGCAAAAUCCAUGGAAGAUGAGGAUGCUUUAGCAGCUCAAAUUAAUCAAAAUAUUAAGACUGUAAAGGAAGCUGUAAAUGUAAUAAAUGAAAAAAAAGAAGAGCAAAAUCUCAAGAAGUUGCAAAGAAACAUGGUUGUUGCAAAAGAAACACCACAUGAGCGUAAGUUUCUUCUCCAGCAGCAUUCAAGUCUUAAUCGUCUGAUUGAGAAAUCAGCCAUGAUCUUUGCAUGGCUGAAGCAUCGUGAAUUUGCAAAAAGGAAGAAGCGUAUAGCAAGUGAACUAUGUGACAAAGAAAAGCUAAGUGAUGCAUUUUUAGUUGUUGGAGAAUCAUAUCAGAAGCUCAGGGACUUCAGCAAAGCCAUUAAAUGGUACAAAAAAAGUUGGGAAGGAUACAAGGCAAUAAAAAAUUUGGAGGGUCAAGCACUGGCAAAAAUUAAUAUGGGCGAUGUUUGGGACUGCAAUGGUGACUGGACUGGAGCACUGGAGGCAUUUGAAGAGGGCUACAGGAUUGCUGCUGAAGCUAACUCUUCCAUUCAGCUUUCUGCACUCGAGAAUAUGCACUAUAGCCACAUGAUAAGAUUUGACAAUGUUGAAGAGGCUAGGAGGUUGCAACUUGAAAUUGACAAAUUAAAGCAGUCAAAAGUUGAGGAGCUUGAUGCAAAACACAUCGCUACAGAUUGCUGCUCUGAAACAGACACAGAAGGGGAUGAACAUUUCUCAGAUGACAUGCCUAAUACAUACUUGAAGGCUUUGUGUAGUUCCAGUUCUGACAGAUCAGCGCCUUUAGCAGCUAAUGGAGUGUCAAAUGAUGAUUUACCUCUAAUUUCACUUAUUGAACCCCGAAAAAGAUCACGCAAAAGUAAAACAGCUCACACAGUAAAUAAAAAUAUUUCUAUGGAAUUGGAUGACAGUUUUCCGGAAGGUUUGUCUAAACCAACAAGUAAUCAGCAAACAGUUGUUGGACAUAAACGUGUCCGUCUAGUCCUUUCAGAUGAUGAAGGUGAUUUACCUGAUGAUGCAAGAAGAUUGCAUAAAUGCUCAGUUGAAGUUGCUGCUUCAGAUGAAUUUACAAGGAAAAGUAUUUCGGCAAGUUCUGAAAAUAAAUUACAGGAUACCUCUCCAGUUGCCCCCAGAAGUCCCAACAGGUCCUGUAAUCUCGUCAAUAUUGAAGAAAGCACCGGUUCAUACAAAUCCCCAAGAAAUGUUUCAAAUAGAAAAGUUAUCAGAUCUCUGAGCGAUGCUGAAGUUGUUAUUGGUUCCGGUUAUGCUGAUGGCACUUUGAAAUGUGACAUCAGUGCUUCUGAAAACUUAUUGCAUGGACAUGAUUCUCCUUAUCUCAAAUUGCAUGCUACUGAUAAUGAGGUUGACGGAUGCAUAGCGUUCAAAAUAGAUGACAACACAAUAAAUGUGUCAGUGAGCUCGUUUGUGGAUUGGGACAAGAUAUGCAUUGAGUCUUUGAAGGUUGAACUAGCUUGUCUAUACUAUUUGCAGCUUCCUGCAGAGAAGAGUUCAAAAGGUCUGUUCCCUAUCAUUCAAAACAUGGAAUGUGGCGGAAGACCUUUAGAAUCCUUUGAAAACUUCGAUUCUCUUACGAAUCAUCUGAGGAAGGUUCCGGUUGAUGUGCUGACCAGUGGGUGGGUCCAAAAGCACUUGAUGAAGCUGUAUAUUAACAGCUGCAAAAAAUUACACGAGACACCGAGUAUGAAGUUGCUUAGAAAAUUGUAUGUUUCUGAGAUAGAGGAUGAAAUCAACGUGUCUGAUUGUGGACUGCUAGAUAUAUCAGUAAUUCCAUUGUUGAAUGCCUUGCAUACACACAGGGUUGCAAUGCUAGAUCUUUCUCACAACGCGUUAGGAAAUGGAACAAUGGAGAAACUCCGGCAGUUUUUUUCAUCAUCGAACCAAACAUAUGGUGAUUUGACUUUAGACUUGCAUUGCAAUAGAUUUGGUUCAACUGCUUUAUUCCAGAUUUGUGAGUGCCCUGUGCUGUUCACGCGACUUGAAGUGCUUAAUAUCUCUGGUAAUCGUCUCACUGAUGCAUGUGGAUCAUAUCUUUCAACCAUCAUAGAAAAGUGCAGAGCCCUGUAUAGCUUGAAUGUAGAGAGGUGCUCCAUUACUUCUAGAACAGUUCAAAAGGUUGCUGAUGCACUGGAUACUGAUUCUUUACUAUCACAACUUUUUAUUGGGCAUAACAAUCCUGUAUCUGGGAAUGCCAUAAGUUCUUUAGUGGGCAAACUUGCUACUUUGAAGAGGUUUUCAGAACUUAGUCUAAACGGCUUAAAACUAAACAAGACUGCUGUUGAUGACCUUUGUCACCUAGCUAAAACCUCAUGUUUAUCACGACUGAUGCUUGAGGGCACCGGUAUAGGAACUGAUGGAGCACUUGGUUUGACUCACUUGUUAUUAAGUUCGAUUGAGGAGCCUUUGAAACUUGAUUUGUCUUUUUGUGGAGUAGCAUGUACAUACAUUUCUGAAUUUAACACUAAUGUAAUGUUCAUUAAUGGCAUUCUUGAGCUGAAUCUUCGAGGAAAUCCCAUUAUGCAAGAGGGUGGCAAUGCAUUAGCAUCACUGCUUAUGAACCCUCAAUGUUGUCUAAAAGUUCUGAACCUGAACAAGUGUCAACUGGGAAUGGCUGGGAUUCUUCAAAUAGUUCAUGCACUAGCAGAGAAUGAAUCUCUUGAGGAGCUCAAUCUUGCACAUUAUGCCGAUAUGGAUAAACAAUUGGUUAUAAAAUCUGACAAACCAACAAACAUGAGUUUGGAAUCCUUACAGCCGAACCACGCAGUUUCCAAUGGUGAAAUUGACACCAACUGCGAUAUGCUUGAAGUCGCUGAUAGUGAAGACGACGAGACAAGGGGAGAAACAGCUCCAUCUAGAUUCAAUGACUGCUGUGCAAGCUCAAUCCAAAGAAACUCAACUCUAGAGUGCAACCUCAUUCAAGAGCUUUCCGUUGCCAUCUGCAUGGCUAAACGGUUGCAGUUGUUAGAUCUUAGUGAUAAUGGGUUAUCAAUUCAAGAUUCAGAAGCUUUAUAUAAUGCUUGGUCUCGUUCAAGGGCUGGUUCAUCUUGGCGACACAUCGAGGAUCAGAUAGUCCAUUUUUCUGUGGAAGGAAACAAGUGUUGCAGACUCAAACCCUGCUGCAGAAAGGAUUGA
Messenger RNA from Hibiscus syriacus, 3984 nucleotides. Its product is annotated as protein TONSOKU-like. Gene Ontology annotation, biological process: response to DNA damage checkpoint signaling; epigenetic regulation of gene expression; meristem structural organization. Gene Ontology annotation, cellular component: nucleus. Gene Ontology annotation, molecular function: protein binding. The record is from RefSeq and is a predicted model, not a curated record. NCBI's taxonomy places the organism in Eukaryota, Viridiplantae, Streptophyta, Magnoliopsida, Malvales, Malvaceae.